This is a messenger RNA of Morchella sextelata, 561 nucleotides long. RefSeq lists its product as uncharacterized. The transcript has 2 exons. Lineage: Eukaryota; Fungi; Ascomycota; Pezizomycetes; Pezizales; Morchellaceae. The record is from RefSeq and is a predicted model, not a curated record. The coding region runs from base 1 to 561 and encodes 186 amino acids. Gene Ontology annotation, cellular component: mitochondrial intermembrane space. Gene Ontology annotation, biological process: phospholipid transport. Gene Ontology annotation, molecular function: phosphatidic acid transfer activity.
AUGAAGGUUUUCGAAUCCUCUUGCACUUUUGAUUAUCCCUGGGCCAACGUCUCCGUCGCAAAUUGGAGGAAAUACUGCGCAUGGAACACCCAGAGCACCCAUGUUGUUGCGGUUGAUACACUAUCAAGGAGUGUGGAUCCUUCAACUGGUGUACUCCGGACCGAGCGACUGAUCACAUGCAAACAAAGCGCACCACGAUGGCUGAUGAAGUUCGUUGGCGGAACAGAGGAGUCAUUUGUUCGUGAAGUAUCAGAAGUCGAUCCAUCGAAACGCACAGUAACCCUCCGAUCAACGAACUUAACCGGAUCGAACUUUGUCUCGGUGCAAGAGACUGUGAUCUACUCACCUGAUCCCAUUGCUCCCGAAUCGAAGACUCUUUUCAGGCAAGAUGCUCAGAUAACCGCUUAUGGCGCGUUUUCGAGGCUAUGCGGUGCUAUUGAAGAUUGGUCGGUAGAGAGAUUUGGUCAGAACGCGAUGAAAGGCCGUUUGGGGUUCGAAGCGGUGUUGGAAAUGUCUGCAAAGGCAUUUCGAGAGAUGAGGUCUGAGGAAGCCAAAAUUUAG